Molecule: messenger RNA, 993 nt
Organism: Phytomonas sp. EM1
Lineage: Eukaryota; Euglenozoa; Kinetoplastea; Trypanosomatida; Trypanosomatidae
Source: the annotation of a GenBank genome assembly
AUGUCCGAUCAUAUCGUUGAGGAUCGACUUCUUAGCUUCGAGGAGGAUCAAAGGUGUAGCUUCUCCUACGGAAGCCAAAAUAACGUCCUUGAAAGCCAUAACCCCGAUUGUGGUAAUGGUAAAGCGAAACCGGGUGACUUUUCGAGGUCCUCUUUGACGCGGGAAAUCUGUCCAACGACGUUUGGCAACAACAGUCUGUUUUCUUUAACCUCGAUGCCCUCUGAUGAGGAGUUGGGGGACCAGCCCAACUCCAUGCGUUCCAAUUCGUUUCUGUCGAUUUUAAAUCCGGGCACGACGGAGGGUGAAAUCGGGAAAGUCUCCGCCAAGAGCGCGUCGUCGGCGGUCUUCAACAAGAAGUGGUCGUCUCCCGAGCCGUGUUUACGCGGCCCGACGAGCAUUGUUGAGGUGUUGCUGGAAUGUAGCUUCGACACCCGCGUCUCUGGCAAUGAUAGUCUGGCGGAUCGCAUCGGAGGUAAGUUAUCACGGCGGCUGCUAAAUCGGGAUAUGAACGCCGCGUCGGCUUCCUUUCGAGGUGAUAGUGUUGGGGGUGUCAGUCGGCGUGGGAGCAACCACUACGCGAGCGUGAACUCACAGAUUAAAGGUGUGAUCGACCCCCAAUCACUUUCCGUGAACGACUCCUAUCGGGUAUCCAGCGAGGAUCGGAGCUUCAAUGGUAGUAAGGCAGAGUCUGCGGCAAUAUUGCAGUAUAUUGAAGAUGUCCGAAAAACAAUCGAGCAAAGUGCAUGGAAGCCGAAGCGUCUUCACUUCACCUCCCCUCCAAAAAGGCAUGAAGGGCAGAUGAGUCGUCAAAAGAGCCGAACGACUCGUGAUGGGGGGGCUAGUAGCGUCACCUCAUUUAGUUCUCCUCGACACUUGGUUUCGUUCGAACACUUUGAUUCCGGCAAUCUUCAGAAUGCGACCUUGUUUGAGCCUGAGCAUCAACGCAAGAAUGUUGCUUCAUUUCACAUGAAGGCGAGAAAAAAAGACACCUAG